Messenger RNA from Rattus norvegicus (Norway rat), 9843 nucleotides. Lineage: Eukaryota; Metazoa; Chordata; Mammalia; Rodentia; Muridae. The record is from RefSeq and is a predicted model, not a curated record.
AGGCUCAGUUGACAAAAUGGCUAUGACACAAGCACGUGAACCUGACUUCAGAUUCCCAUAGCCAUGUAAAAUGGUAGAGCUGGUAAUGCACAGCUAUAAUCCCCCUGGGGUGGGGAAUCCCAUUGUAGCUGCAUCAAUGAGCCCCAAGAUUAAUAAGAAACCUUGUCUAAAAAAAUAAGGUGAAGAGUUACAGAGAGACGCCUCUGGCAUCGACCUCUGACCUCUGCACCCACAUGCACAUGUGGACUCUCAUAAACAUACAGAACAAUAUAUUUUUAAGCUGCUAUGGAAAAAGAAGUCUGCUGUUUUAGUCAAAUAAAUAAAGUGAAAAUUUACAUUUUUAAUUUCCAUAAGUACUUCAAAAAGCUAUUCUCACUGAACAAAACGUUCCCAAAAUGUCCUGAGAAAACAUCUAUAUAAAGGUUGUGUAGGUGGAUCGCCAGUAAGGGUGCUUGGCCCAGGCCUGACAACCUGAGUUCAAUCCUUGGGACCCACAUAGCAAGAGAGAACCAACUCCAGGUUGUCAUAUGAUCUCCCAUUCGAGUAUGUAGGAAGUAAAUGUAAAUAUGGUUAACUCUUGAAUUGAUGCUACCUGGAUUUUCGCACGCAUAUAAAACUUGUAUGUUCACCUUGGGGCUUUGUUGGCUAUUUACCCAUCUGACUGACUGCACAAGACCCUGUAAAGGCCAACUCAACUUUGUCUUUAUGGAUGUCAGUCUAGGAAAGUUUUUUUCUCAUGGUGCUGGGGACUGAACCCAGUAAGUGUGUCAAGUAAGAACUCUCCCUCAGGUACAUACCAUGGUUUGUUGUUGUUGUUGAAAUGUUUUACGUAAAUGUGCGCGUGUUUGAUCUCUUCAAACUACCAGGAGAGGUGCGGGGCAGGAAAAUCACGACCUCGCUCCACCGGUGCACCAGAGACUGUCACCAGGCUCCUACAGCGACAACCGGAAGUUGCCGUUGGGUCUCCAGCUCCGUCUACAGGAAGUGCCCCCUAUCCUUCAUCCCUUUGGGCCCCUUCCAGCCGAGCUGCAUGUCUCUGCUCGGAGACUAACAGCAAGUAACGCCCGGCUGUGGCGCUCUGACCUCUUGGCUCCUUUUUAGCAGCUUUUUUCAUGAGCUGCACAUCCUCGUAGCCCACAUUCCCUAAACUUUUAAGUAGCUAAUAGACACAGCUACGCUGCUGGGCGCUGGCAUAUAGUCUUAGCGUAGAUCUGGGCACGUUAGAACCCUGGCUAAUGCACCACAGGUACAUCUAUUACAUUCGUCAAAAAGUGUACUGGUCUUUUGGGGUACCAGAGUGUGCUGCAAUUCUAGAGUCUAUGUAGAGGUCUAUCAGGAGCAGGAGUGGCUAUGCAGUGAUCUGCAAUAAAUGCUGGAGAACGAAGUCCGGUGCACACCCGGUUACCACCUGUGUGGCUCAGUUUUCCCAUUCGUAUAUUAGGUUUGAGGGUGGCCACAAAAGAUUAUGCACGUACAGAGCAGGUCAUAUGUCAGCGGGAAUUUACAUUAAAAGGAUGGACCAAAACAAAGUGGGAAGGAAAACUGUCACCCUGUAGUGAAUUCGAGGAAUUGGGAAGCCCAUGUUUUUCUGAUGUUCAUUUACAAAUACAUUUCUGAAGCACAGACUUCAGACAGCCGAACCAGCUUCUAAGUUCAACAUGUAUGAAGUUUUGCCGGGUUCUCCUCCUGAAGGCAGCCUUGUGACAGUGAAGGUGGAAGAUCCCACCUGGAAGCAGCCAGAGCUGGACCCUUUUGAAGAAAUGGUACAAACGGGGAAGAACUCAAGAAUACCCAAUAGAGAUUGUGCACCCCACAUUCCUGGUAGUGCUACUUCCCCCACUGAAAAGACAAUUUCAAAUUUAAACACUGUUGGGAGCUACCACCCACCCUGUGACUCCUAGGCCAAGAUGCACAUUGCGUCCUUGCAGUACAUGGCCGGGAGGGAAAAAGACAAAUCUCGAGUGAGUGAGCUGCUCCAAGGCCUUGCAUUUUCUGAUGAUUCAGAGGCAGAGGAAGACAGUGACCCUGAGGUGCAGCCUGAGAGAAAGCUAAAGGCAUCCAACAUGCCUGAGAAGAGCUAGACGAAAAGAGACAUUAAGCCCAACUUUCCAAGCUGGUCAGCACUGGAUUCUGGACUUUUGAGUCUCAAAAGUGAGAAGUUAAACCCAGUAGAGCUCUUUGAAUUAUUUUUUGAUGAUGAAACAUUCAACUUAAUUAUUCAAUGAAACCAAUAAUUCAAUGAAACCAAUAAUUAUGCUUCUCAGAAAAAUGUCAACCUGGAAGUCACAUUGCAGGAAAUGUGGUGUGUGUUUGGUGUCCUGCUCUGGAGUGGAUUUGUAAUGCAUCCCAGAAUGGGGAUGUAUUGGGAAAUCUCUGAUUCUGAUCAGACUCUGGUGAGAAAUGCUAUUAGAAGAGACAGAUUUGAAUUAAUUUUCUCAUACCUGCAUUUUGCAGGUAAUAGCCACCUACAUCAAAAAGAUAAGUUUUCAAUAUUGAGACCUCUCAUAAAGCAAAUGAAUAAAAAUUUCCUCUUGUAUGCCCCCCGCCUAGAGGAAUACUAUUGUUUUGACAAGUCAAUGUGUGAAUGCUUUGAUAGUGACCAAUUUCUGAAUGGAAAGCCUCUUAGAAUUGGAUAUAAAAUUUGGUGUGGUACAACUACACAAGGCUAUCUGGUUUGGUUUGAGCCUUACCAAGAAUAUUCAGCUGUGGAAACAGAUAAGGAGCUGGACCUUGGGCUAGGUGGCAAUCUAAUAAUGAGUUUUGCUGAUGUUCUUUUGGAGAAAGGUCACUAUCCCUAUCACUUGUGCUUUGAAAGCUUCUUUACAAGUGUUAAACUGAUGUCAGCUUUGAAGAAGAAGGGAGUGAAGGCUACAGGAUCGAUUCGUGAAAACAGAAUGGAAAAAUGUCCACUUAUGAAUGUGGAACAUAUGAAAAAGAUGAAGAGGGGGCAUUUUAAUUUCAGGGUAGAAGAAAAUGAUGAGAUAUUUUUAUUCCAUUGGCAUGGUGACAGCUUUAUUAGUCUGUGUUCAAACGCUGUAGGCAUAGAACCAGUGAGUGAAAUAAGCUGUGUAGCCAACGGUAAAGCAUCCCCCCAGGUGAGCCAACCAUCCAUUGUGAACUUAUAUGAGAAAUGCAGGAAAGGUGUAGCUAAAAUGGAUCAAAUUAUUUCCAGAUACAGGGUGGGAUUAAGAAGUAAGAAACGGUCCUUGGGUUUGGUUAGUUACAUGAUCAACGUGGCCAUGAAUAACGCAUGGCAGUUACACAGAAUCUGUAACCCAGGCUCUCCUUUAGAUCUCUUGGGUUUCUGGAAAUGUGUGGCAUGUUUUUACUUGGGACAUGAUAUUAAUCUGUCUGAUUAGGACAUAUAAAGUACACAGUAACAACACACAAACACACAAAUUAUAACUGUAAUUAGAUCUCCAUUACCAAAGCAAAUGUAAUGGAGAAGGUAUGAUUGCAUAACUGGUAUUGUUUACAUCAAAGAUUUUUGCAGGGAACAAUAUUUAAAAAAACAUUCUGUGAGUGUUGGAUUUGUGUUGCCUUUAUGUGUAGUUUUGUGUCAGAUAUGUGAAAUGACUUAUUUGUUAAAUUAUUUUAUAUAUUAAAAGAACAAAAACCUACCAUUCCCCCACUGUCGGUUUUGUUUUAGAGAUUGACAUUUUGAAAAUGCAAGCAAUAUCUAUUCUAUAGAAUGGCACUAAGUCCACAGCCCAAAAUAGAUACAAAAGAGAUAUACAAGUCCUGGGGGAAGGAUGUUCUAACAAGACAUAGGUAUAAGGGACUAAAUAUCUCAGCUGGGCCACACUGUAUGUUGAGACAGGACCAGGCAUGGAAAAUUGCUGUGUGUGUGUGUGUGUGUGUGUGUGUGUGUGUGUGUGUGUGUCUUUAAAUGCUGAAGAAAAUGUUAUUGCAUAACUAGGAGGUCAAAGAGGAAGAUAUUGAAUCAGUCUGAGCAACAGUUACCUUGAGAAGAAAGCAAGUAUAAGGUUAGUGACAUAAAGUCCAUGUUAAUGUCUCUUAAAAUGAAUGAGUCGAGAUUGAGGUCAGCAGUGGUUAUUCAUCCAGUGAAAGACAUUUGGAGCGCGUGAACUAUGACUCCAUAGUGCUGAGGUCUUAUAGGAGUAAAUUAGACCAAUGACAAGGAUUCUACAUCAUUUCUGUAUUUAGACACAAUUGAUUUUCUCUCAAUUUGUUUUAUUGUGUUUGUAUCUGUGGCAAAGGGUGUCUUAGUUACUUUUCAGUUGCUGAGAUAACUUCUAUAAAAAAAUGUAUUUACUGGGGGGUAAAGGUUUCCGAGGGUUAGUGUUUAUGAUCGUCAUUGUGGGGAGUAUAGCAGGCUGGAAGGGCGUUGGGCAAUAGCUGAGUAUUUAAACCUUGAUCUACAAGCACAAGUGUUAACUAGGAAUUUUAUGGUCUUUGAAACUUCAAAGUCAGCCCUCAGUGACACACUCUUCUAAAAGACUAUACCUAAUUUUUCCCAAACAGUUUCAACUGAGGACUAAAUAUUCAAGCAUAUGAGCCUAUGGGGUCAUUAUCAUUCAAACAACCACAAGGGGAUUAUUUUAUAAUUUGUCAUUAUUGUUUUAAAUUUAUGAGUCUUGAUUCACAUGCAUCUGUGGGCCAUAUGAGAGGGGGAAGAAGGUGUUGGAUCGUCUGGAACUGGAGUUACAGAUGACUGGGAGCCACUGUUUGGGUGCCGAGAAUUGAACCCAGGUACUCUGAAAAAGUAGCCAGUGCUCUUAACCAACGAGCCAUCUCUGAAGUCCUCUUGAAGGGCAAGUGUAAUAAUAGAUUCAUUCGUUCCACAGAAGCUCCUCAGACUAUAUUCCUGUCACUGAAGUAGACUGAGCGACUCUCCCCCCUCUUCACUUUCCCCCCAACUUCUGCCUCAUUCCCCCUCCUUUUUUCAGAGUAUUUGAAACAAAGCAAAACAAAGCAAUAGCCCAAGCUGUCCUUGACGUUAUGGGAAUACUUGCUCAGCCUCCUAAAUGCUGGGAUGACAUACGUGGGUGACCAUGCCUCAUUUGGCUUCUGCUUUAAAGUCAUGCCAUGAAAGUGGCAUUGCAGAAAGAGGUCUCAGGUAAGGACUAAUAAAGGUUUCUGCUGAUCUGUUCCAAAGGAUGCUCACUGUUUACCUUGCUGUGCCCCUGCACUAAACACAUGAUAUUUCUGUCUACACUUGCUGCUCAAACAGUACCUUACAUGGUGGCUUUUUUCAGUGUAUGUCCAUUACUAGAAAAUCAGCUUCCAAAGUAUGUCUCCUACAGCACCACAGGACGGAAAUUACUUGCUAUGUACUAUUCAGGAUAUUUAAAUUUAAUUAGCAAAUUAACUGGAAAAUUUAGCUUAACCAAAUAAAUAGCUGUAUCUUUUUUUCCAAAUGCCAACUUAAUUUUUUAAAAUCACAUUUAUUUGUGUGUAUGUGUGUGGGUAUACACAUGCUAUGAGUAUGUGUGUUUAUACAGAGUUCAGGGCACAAAUUCUCCCCAUAUGGGUUCUAAGAAUCAUGAAAAAUCAGGAGGUACAGAUGUGAUACACAUGCCUACUUUAGGCAAAAUGCUCAUACAAAUAAAAUAAAGCCCUUUUUACACACACACAGACACACACACACACACACACACACACACACACACACACACACACACACAAAUGAUUUAUUAGAAAAAGACACCUGCUGCCUGAGCCUAAUGACAGGAGUUCAAUCCCCAGAUCCUACAAAGCAGAGAGAGAGAACUAACUUCUCAAUGCAUAGAUUAAAUGAACUAGAGAUUCCUCACAAGAGGCAACAUGUCAGUUAACAGUGAUAAAAAGUCAGAAUCACCAACAUAUGUCCACUCACAUUAAAGACUGAGACUUUCUUUUGGAGUAAGUUUGACCAACAGUAAAUGCAAAUUUGAAUUCUGUACUUCUCACCCUAUGUCUUCUACUUCUCCAUAUCUUAUCUGUAUGUUGUGAAUAUGUGUGUGUAUCCUGACCUAUCUGUAAUCUGUCUAUUGUAUAAGACUCUAUCUGUGCCAACCUGAAUAUUGUCCUAUCUUCUAGAUCUCUCCCUAACAAAGGGCACUACUCUGUAUUUUUUGAACAGAUCAUAAAAUGUCAUAUGGGGAAGGAAUGAAAAUACAGAAAUUGUUAAUAGAGUUUUACAAGGUAUUCUUGUUGGUGUUUAAAUCUCAGCGUGCACCCAGACAAAGCACACCAAACGAACAUGGUUCCACGUGGAGAGGUUUAAUGAAGAGGAGUAGAAGAGGGGAUAUGCUGGACAAGAGCAUGUGGAGGGAAGGGGGUAGGGUGGGGGAGAAGGGAUAGGGACAAAGAGGGCAUGAGAAGAGGAAGAGCAAGAGAGAGCAAGACAGGAGUAAGGGGGGCCAAGAAGCCCCUUUUAUAGUCAGGCACAACUGGCUGUUGCCAGGCAACUGUGGGGGUGGAGCUUAGAAUACCAACAAUUCUAUUUUAUGAACUCCAAUUAGCCCCAAAGCACUCAGAGAAGCAAACAUAUCUACCAUCAAGUAAUAUCCACGUUUGUUUUCAGCAUUUAUAAUAGGUACUUAUUUUAUAAAGCUGCUUUCAUCUUGCUUUCUGUUUUCAAAGCAUGGUAAUCAAACACACACACAACAUAUAUAUUGUCUUCUGAGUCAGAGCCAUGAAAAAAGUAUGCAUCUAAAAUUAAAGCUCUGCACUAGCUUAGGUUCUGAAAGUUGAUAACAUGGAAAACCCAACGCUGGUGGUGUUAGCUGUUACACUGUCUUCUUAAAGGCAGGCUAAACCGACUGAGCACACAACAGACUAUCAGUCUUAGAGUGACCUCAAAGUGUAUUAACUCAGCUGUGAGUUCCAAACACCAAAUGCCAAAAGUUCCAGUCUUCUUAAUAUAAGAGAUAUUUUUAUAAUAACCUAUACUUGAAAAUUGUCCUCUCACCUCCACAUGUUCACCCACACUCCCACAUACAUGUUAAGUAAAUAAAAACUCAAACUAUCAACCAACUCUUUAAAAAUGUUGAAGAAGGGGCCGAGAAAACGUCUCAGCAGUGACGAGUACUCAGUGCUCUUGCAGAGCGCGUGGGUUUAGUUCAGAACCGUGUUGGGUGGCUCAGGACCACCGUUAACUCCAGUUCCAGGGGAUCCAAUUCCCUCUUCUGGAUUCAGAAGCCACUUGUAUUUACAUGGUGCACAUCUACCUAGGCACACAUGUAUACACUUAAAUAAUUAAAACUUAAAAAAAUUUUUUGAAAAUGUAUCUUAUAAUAUCAAACCUUCAGCCAAAUUUAAUUUUUUUAUAUAAGAAUAAGCAAACACAUCUCAUCUGUUCCAAAUUUGCUGGGUUUUUUUUCCAUUGAAAAAAUAUUAGAAUGAUUAGUGCAUAUGUGCAUAGUAUUAUAUGUAUGAGCAUGUGCAUGUACAUACAGCAUGCAUGUGGAAGUCAGAGGACAACUUUGUGGGGUCAGUACUCUUUGUCAACCUUGUGGGUGUCUGUACUGAACUCAGAUCACCAGGCUUGGUAGCAAGCACCUUUUACUGGCUGAGCCAUCUUGCUGUCACACCCUGCUUUCAUUUUAGUACAUAGUAAAAUAAUAUGUAUAUGAGAGAACUGUUUUGAUCUUUCAUGGUUUCUUAGACAAGGUGACAAUGUUGCUCAGGCUGGUCUUGCACUCACAAUCCCAAGCAAAGCUCUUACAUCAGCCUUCUGAGUGCAGAGGCUAAAGGCACUCACCACUAUGCACUUCAUGGGAAACCACUCUAAUCCUGACUUUGUCUCAAUCUCUCUAGAGUUUAAAAAAAAUCACUUUUGACCCCUGAAAAAUAAUGUAGAUGCUGAAAAUAUAUCUCUUUGUGUGGAGCAUAUGAAAUGAAAUUCUCUGGAAAAGCUACGCCUGUGUUGUCUCCCAUUCUCUACCUCUCCAUUUUCCCAGUUCUCCAGUCUCUUUUUGCUUCAGCUGCCUCCAGAAUCUCUGAACUCCCUCUCAGUCCCCAUCUGUCAAGCUGCACUCAUCACAUUGUUAAGGGAGACCAUAACAAUGACUUCCUGUGCAGAGGUGGGUAAUUCUUAUCCCCAAAGCAUCCAUUUGUGUCUUACAGAAAAAUACCUAACUUUAUAUUAUUUUUUAAACUCACCCAAUCUUUACAAAGUGCUUACAAAUACUCAUAGUUGUUCAAUAUUCACUAUUAAUUAAAAAUUUGUAUUCAAAUUUAUUUCAAGAUUUGGUUAUUUUAAGAGAAAUCAUUAGAAAAUGAACCAAAAAAAUUGAGAAUAAGAAAGCUGAUUAAAAGAUCCAGAGAAAGAAGAUCCAAAAGACACAAAUAUCUGCAAAUAUCUGGUUUUUUGAAGACAAUCCUUUCCAAAGCAAACAACCAACAACAACAACAACAGCAACAAAAAAAAUGGUAAGCUGACCCCUGACACUAUUAAUGAUUCUCUGUUAUGCUUGCAGACAGAAGCCUAGCAUAACUGUUCUCCAGAAGGCUUCACCCAGCAGCUGAGUCAGACAGAUGCAGAGACUGAUAGCCAAACAUUAGAUGGACCUCAGGGAGUCUUAUGGAAGAGCUGGGGGAAGGACUGAGGAACUGGAAGGAUUAGGAAUUCCAGAAGAAGACCAACAGAGUCAACUAACCUAGACCUUGGAGGUUCCCAGAGUCUGAACCAUCAACCAAAGAGCAUACAUGGGCUGGAACCUAGGCCCCAAUAUACAUGCACAUAGUAGAUGUGCAGCUUGGUCUUCAAGCGGGUCCUCCAAUGGAGUGGGAAAGGGGCUGUCCCUGGUUCUGUUAUCUGCCUGUGUGUCCUGUUUCCCUAACUGGGCUACAUUGUCUAGCAUCAGUGGGAGAAUUUGUGCCUUCUCCAACAGUGACUUGAUGUACCAGGGAGAAGGGGGAUGUAGGAGGGGUGAAAUGGGGGCAGGGAUGAGGGGGUGGGGCUGUGAUCAGGAUGUAAGUGAAUAAAUAAAUUAAUGGAAAAAAUUAGAACAAAAUAGACCACUCAAAAAUCUUAUUUUUCAAGAUGGCCCUAUUUAGAGGACUGUCAGGUCACACAGGCAGUCGAAGUAUUCAGAAAUGAGCUUAAACUGUACUAUAGGAGUUCAGAUAAUUAGAUAAAUGCCAAUAUUCCUCAGGAACCUGUGAAACUGACUCCCACUUGCCAAAAGGAGUCAUUUCCCUUUUCUCCCAGCAGAAGAGGCACAGGGCUACCUGUGGCGCUUCUCAGCAUGACAAAGCCCAUGCUGACAUCCAGGCUGUUACACAUUUCAAAGUCCAGGCUAGCAUCCUGCCCUUCUCACCUCCUCCUCUACCCCAAACCCCAUACAGCUCACAGGCUUACCCUCUCCCAGGUACUCACCUUCUAAUAAUAGUCAUUAUGCUCUCUGUGUUUAAUAAUAGUCAUUAUGCUCUCUGGCUACUUCUCUCACAGACAGCCCUGGAAUGUCCAGUCUGCUGCUGCGUUAAGUCUAGUUCUUUCUCUGCUCCGGAUUCUUCCAGGUCUCUCUCUCUCUCUCUCUCUCUCUCUCUCUCUCUCUCUCUCUCUCUCUCUCUCUCAGUAAAAAUCUUAACCAUAUCAUGGAGCAGUCAUGUUGGCAGUUUCUUUACUGAAGCCCCUCACAUCCAAAGGCUACAAGUCCACAGAAUCAACCCAAUUCAGCAACUGUGUUCUAAAAAUAUCAGUGCUGACUGAAGGCUUUCCCACACUUACCAUAUUUAUAAAGCUCUCUUAUGUGGCUGCUCUGGGGAUUCAUAAGGAAUCUGGGGAUUCAUACUAAAGCUUGUAUUGCACUGACUGCAAUGGAUUUCUCACCAGUGUGGAUACGAAGACACUAAGAAAACCCUGCAUUCUGAAUAAAGGCUUUGACAAACUCA